AUGAAAGUGAAUUCACUAUUCUUUAUCAGUUUAACAGUUUUGCUACUUGAGAUCUAUGGAGGACCAUUUCAGUUCAUAUCUGGCAGUUUGUAUUAUCAUCGUAUACCGUUUAUUUAUUGGACGGAACAGGCGACAAGAUUGAACAAUAUCGGGAUCUCCGUUGUUUACAGUUCCAUUCCAUGGAGUUAUCAUUGCCAAGAUGUCAGCGUUUGUUCAUUUGAUGGUGACAGGGAUGUGGAAAGUUUUCUGAAGAUGUUGGAUGAUAUGAAGAUGCUUGUCGUAUUGAAAAUUGGCCCAUAUGCUGAAGAUAAUAUUCAGCUGGGUGGAUUACCGCCAUGGUUGUUUCAUUUAAACGAAAGCAUGAAUAUACGGUUAUUAGAUCAAGGAUUUGUCAGUCAAGUCACUGAAUGGUUCAGUAUACUACUGCCAAAAAUAAAACCGUUUCUCUAUGAAAAUGGUGGACCAGUGAUAAUGAUCCAGAUCGAAGAAAACUAUGGCUGGUAUUCUGGAUUCAAUCUAGAGUAUUUUAAAUUAUUGAAAGACCAGGCUAGAACACAUUUGGGUGACUCGGUAAUAUUAACAACAGCAGAUGAAUAUGGUGCAGUCAUGAAUGAAGAAGACAGUCUACCCUACGAUGGAAUACUUAUGACAUACUCUGAAGACUGGAGAUUUUUAAAAACUAUACUUUCACCUCAUGCAUUCAAUGAACUUGAUUACAUACAACCGAAUAAACCAUGGAUUUUUUCCGUGAGAGUGAUGUGUGAUUACAAGGAGGAUACAUUUUGUGUUGAAAAUCUAGAGAAUAAUACCAACAUAGAAUCAUUGUCGAACUUAUACAUUUCAUCCGACCGUAUAAACAUAAAUUUAUGCAUAACAUUUAACCAUAUCAAUUGGGAUUAUUGGAAUGAUACAAGCAGCACAGAUAUUCCCCCUGAAAACCGAACUGUUUAUGAGGCAAUUUCUGGAUUUCUAGCUCAAACUGUGAGUAUACACCGCGAUCAUGUCUACCGUGAGGAAUAUAACAAUUUGUCUUGUGAAAAGCUUCAACUGUUGGAAGCAAAACACUUACUAACAUUGGAAACUGAUGCUGUCACAUCCGACAGACCUUUUAACAUGGAAUAUUUGGGUCAAUACCAAGGAUUCGUUCUAUACUCUACGGAUAUUAGUCAUCUAAAUGACACUUCAGCUUUCGAUCUGAAAUUCAGUCAACUUAGAGGAGAUGGUUUGGUAUACACAUGGAGUGAAACGGAUCAGUAUAUUUUUCAUGGACAUAUUCACGAAUAUACAGUUUCAAAAGAAAUCAUAUGCUAUAUAAGCUCUGGGUUAUUCAACGUGACAAAAAUGAAUACACCGGGUAUCAUUUAUGUAGCAACUAUCUUUAUCGAAGAUGAAGAUCGAUUACUUGAUAUGUUCAUUGAAUAUGAUGCAUUUUUUAUGGGUAUUGUCUAUGUGAAUGAAAAAUAUGUGGAUACAAUAGAGCCGACAUAUGCAGUUAAUGCAAAGUAUAUUCUCUAUAUUGAUAAGACAUAUCUAAAAUUGGAAAUAAUACUAUUUCAGUUAUUUCAUUGA
Messenger RNA from Heterobilharzia americana, 1569 nucleotides. NCBI's taxonomy places the organism in Eukaryota, Metazoa, Platyhelminthes, Trematoda, Strigeidida, Schistosomatidae. The record is from the annotation of a GenBank genome assembly.